AUGGAGUUUGAAGGAACAAUCGAGUCAGGUGUCUCCGGUAUGGAUAAAGUCCUGACUGUAUUCUGGGAGUUGAGGAUCGAGGCCGCAGAAACGCUCAAAUCCCAUUGUUCCGGACACACUGGGAACGGAUUUGCAACCUACGAGCAUUGCACGCAGUGGGCAGUGGCUGACAAGGCAAAAGAGUGCCCGCCGAUUGACCGACUAUAUGCCGCAAAGCCUUGCAAAUCAAUCAAGAGCAAUAUUGGAGUCUGGUUCUUCCACUCGUCGUAA
Penicillium samsonianum is the source of this 270-nucleotide messenger RNA. RefSeq lists its product as uncharacterized. The coding region runs from base 1 to 270 and encodes 89 amino acids. The transcript is spliced from 2 exons. The record is from RefSeq and is a predicted model, not a curated record. Lineage: Eukaryota; Fungi; Ascomycota; Eurotiomycetes; Eurotiales; Aspergillaceae.